Molecule: messenger RNA, 819 nt
Organism: Eremothecium gossypii ATCC 10895
Lineage: Eukaryota; Fungi; Ascomycota; Saccharomycetes; Saccharomycetales; Saccharomycetaceae
Gene: COQ11
Product: ubiquinone biosynthesis protein COQ11
Exons: 1
Coding region: 1-819 (272 amino acids)
Cellular component (GO): mitochondrion
Molecular function (GO): protein-containing complex binding
Source: RefSeq, marked provisional
AUGCACCGCAACCUAGUCGUUUUCGGUGGCACAGGCUUCCUGGGGAAGCGAAUCUGCCAAUUGGCAGCCGCAUCGGGUGUCUUCGAUAAGGUAACAUCGUUGUCGAGGUCAGGACGUGCACCAGAUUCGUCGGAAAAAUGGGCUAGCACUAUUAAUUGGGAGAGCUGCGACAUUUUUGAUCCAGCGACGUACCGGUCACAUCUUCAGUCAGCCACGGACAUCGUACACUCGGUCGGAAUCCUUCUAGAGAACCCAGAGUACAAAGCAAAGCUGGCAUCGAGCCCCCUAGGUAGUCUUGCGUCACUGGGUCAGUUGAUGAAACCCAGAUGGGCGCGGAACCCGCUGCAGCAGACCAACCCGCAGUUCACUUACGAUGCUGUAAACCGCCGGACAGCAAUGCUUUUGGCAGAAACACUUGCUGCUAUUGCGAAAGACAAGGGUGCUGGGCGAAAGGUGACCCUCAGUUACAUAUCCGCAGACAAGGGGUUUCCGCUUAUCCCAGCUGGGUAUAUCAAUUCUAAAAGACAGGCGGAAGAAGGGAUAAUGCGGUUAGAACACCAGCUCCGGCCACUGCUGUUUCGGCCGGGGUUUAUGUUUGACGAGGCUCGCGACGUUGCGGAUGCCAGAUCAGCCCUCCGAGAUGUCCUUGAACUGUUGAACUGCGGUAACGAGCUUUUAUUACGCCGCAAUGUUGGUUGUGUCAAUCAGCUACUGCGACCUACCGUAUCCACUCAGCAGGUUGCGCGCGCACUGCUUAAACACAUAGAGGACGAAAGCUCAUACGGUGUAAUCUCACUGGAAGAUAUUUUAAAAGCUUGA